CGCGGGCCAACUGCCUCGUCUCGUCACCGGCCGCCGGCCUCGUCUCGUCACCUCCGCUCCCGCGCCGGCCACCGGACAUCCCCUCCCCACGCCUCGAGCCCCCCCCCCCCCCCCCCCCCCCCCGACUAUAAGAGCUUCUAGAAGCUUCUUCCUCACUUCACUGCGCUGCGCUCUCGACCUCUCGUGCCCCCACGCCCCCCACAGGCCGGCCGGCAGCCAUGGACGCCCACCGCGACGAGGAGUCCGCGGCGUCGCCGCUCAUCGCCGCGCCGGCGCCGGCGGCGGGCGGCCGGAGCCACGCCGCCGACGCGCACGUCCUCUCCGCCGCCUUCCUUUUCGUCUUCUCCGCCUACGGCGCCGCGCAGAACCUCGAGACCUCCGUCAACACCGAGGGCGGCCUGGGCACAGUCUCGAUGGGGAUCCUCUACACCUCCUUCACGCUCUUCUCCGUGGCCGCGUCGCCAGUGGUCACGCGGGUGGGGCCCAAGCGCGCGCUCGUCGUCGGCAGCAGCGGCUAUGUGCUUUUCAUCCUCGCCAACCUCGUCCCGAAAUGGUACACAAUGGUGCCAGCUUCUCUCUACCUUGGUUUUACGGCAUCGAUCAUUUGGGUUGGGCAGGGUACAUACCUUACUUCAGCUGCCCUCAGUCACGCAAGAGAAAAUAAUUUGCCCGAGGGUCCAACUUUAGGGAGCUUCAAUGGGGAGUUUUGGGGAAUGUUUGCUAGCACACAGGUCAUUGGAAAUUUGAUCUCGCUUGCUCUACUGAGAAAUGGAAAGGAUGGUGGAAGUGUUACCGGAAAAAAUCUGCUAUUUGCUGUGUUUCUUGGCUGCAUGAUUGUGGGCAUUGUACUAAUGUGUUUACUUUCGAAAAGAGAUGAGAAAAGAGAUAAUGCUCCCACACAUUCCUCAUUUGGAGCUAUGUUGAAAUAUAUUGUUGCCCCACUUAAGGACCGAAGAAUGCUUCUUACCAUCCCUCUUAUUGCAUAUUCAGGUUUACAGCAGGCAUUUGUAUGGGCGGUAUUCACAAAGAGUAUUGUAACACCUGUUCUUGGCAUCAGUGGUGUUGGUGGAGCUAUGGCAAUUUAUGGUGCAGCUGAUGUAGUUUGUUCGUUGGUUGCUGGACGCUUGACUUCUGGACUUCAUUCAGCAGCAUUUAUAGUGUCGGUGGGAGCAAUUCUUCAGGCCAUUGUCCUAUUCUGGUUGCUUCUCUUUUACAGUCCAAUGGCUGGACUGCUUGGUGCGGCGAUACCUCUAUUCAUAGGCGCCUUAUGGGGUGUUGGUGAUGGUGUCUUGAAUACACAAUUAAGUGCACUACUUGGGCUGCUGUUCGAAGAUGUCAAGGAGGCUGCCUUUGCACAGCUGAAGGUGUGGCAAUCAGGCGCCAUUGCAGUUAUCUUCUUUCUGAGCCCAAACAUCACACUGCAGGCCAUGCUUAUCUUGAUGACCACGUCUCUCUUCAUUUCCUUUGGCUCAUUCCUGUUCCUUACCCUUGUCGUCGAGAAGUCAUCGACUGCCAGACCUUGAGGCAAGACCAUUUGCUGAUGUCCAAAUCGGCUCCAAUGUAACUUCGUCAGUAUUACCAGUGGCCUGUGCAGCCCCAUGUUGUAUUCAGUAUACGCCAGUGAGAUGAACGGGAAAUGCAGCACCCAUCAGGUGCCAUCUGUGGCACCAUGUUACACUCCACCAUUGGUUUCAGCCAUUUGCUGAAGCGAAGUUGUAGCAGGCCGCAAAACGGGGGAGCCGUCCGUCGGGCUCGCUCCCAGCUUGCUGGUACUGGUCCUCUCCUUUUGCUUCUCUGCAGCAAUGUCAUAGGUAAAAAAAAAGUUUACAUUGUAAGAAAUGUUCUUUCGUUUGGACCACAGGAACUUGUAAACCUCGCACAUCCAAUGAGUGUGAAUGCUUUUCUGUUCAACAGAGUGAUGAUCAUGAAAUUCUCAUGUUCGAAAA
Molecule: messenger RNA, 1946 nt
Organism: Setaria italica (foxtail millet)
Lineage: Eukaryota; Viridiplantae; Streptophyta; Magnoliopsida; Poales; Poaceae
Product: UNC93-like protein 3
Exons: 10
Coding region: 219-1523 (434 amino acids)
Biological process (GO): potassium ion homeostasis
Source: RefSeq, a predicted model, not a curated record